Molecule: messenger RNA, 1178 nt
Organism: Tripterygium wilfordii
Lineage: Eukaryota; Viridiplantae; Streptophyta; Magnoliopsida; Celastrales; Celastraceae
Product: protein LATERAL ROOT PRIMORDIUM 1-like
Exons: 2
Coding region: 473-1039 (188 amino acids)
Biological process (GO): positive regulation of DNA-templated transcription
Cellular component (GO): nucleus
Molecular function (GO): DNA binding; DNA-binding transcription factor activity
Source: RefSeq, a predicted model, not a curated record
GGUGUCCAACAAAAACACUCCAGGGUUAUCAAAAGAACCCAAAAUUGGCAGUCCCCCCAGUGACACCCCCUCUGUUCUCCGAGUGGCACUAGGAGUAGGCAGACUGAUAUCUCUCCUCAUUUUAAUAUUUUAUAGGAUGCCACUGCCAACCAGUACUUUCCACUGUGAGUGGCUAAUAAUAAGCGAGUCUGAGUGUAGCAAAUCCUCUUCAUCUCUGUCCGAGUAUAAUUGUAAAUCCAGUCCCGGAUAACAUUUGCUUGCAUACACUUUUGAGUUCGGUUUUCUGUACAGAUCAAUCAGUAUAUUAAUCAUUGUAUCACCAUCUGCAACUGUGGCCGAUCCCACCGUCCCUCCCCACCUACAGUCACCACCCAACACCAGAACAUGGCCGCCUCAACAACCAGCUGCCGCUAUCACCCACCACCACUCAACACCCAUUCACCCUGUUUUCCCACCUGAUCACCAAAUCGGUAUGCUUGGUCUCCACAACAUCCUCCUCAUAGCUUCUUCUCAACAGACCCAAAACCCACACACCAUUUCCUCAGAUCACCACCACAACAACCACCCACCUAAUUUGAGCAAUAAAGAUUGCAACUUUAAUGGUUCAAUCAAUCCUUGGAGUCUAAAGAAGUGUCAAGAAUUGAGUAUUGCUAGGAAAGAUGUCGGCUUGAGUGUGGGAGAUGAGAGUAGUGUGUCUUUGGGGACGUGUACGGACUGUGGGAAUAAGUCCAAGAAGGAGUGUAAGUAUAGGAGGUCUAGGACUUGUUGCAAGAGCCGAGGGUAUGAUUGUUCCACUCACGUGAAGAGCACAUGGGUGCCGGCGUCUAGGCGCCGGGAGAGGCACCAGGUCAGUGGUGGCGGCCGAGGGUCUUCUGGGUCUUCUUCAGGUGGUGUUAAAAGGCCAAGAAUUGUGUCAUCGCCGCAGAAUGUGACUACAACUACUACUUCCAAUAGCUUAUCGUCUAAUGCUGCUGCUGCUCCGGCUUCUUUGUGCUUUGACACUGGGUCUAGUCACCAAGUCCCUUCCUGGGAAAGUUAAAGCCCCAGCUGUCUUCAGGUGCAUUAGAGUGAGUGCCAUUAGUGAUGAGGAAGCUGAAGUUCUCUACCAGGCUACGGUGAAUAUUUGUGGCCAUGUUUUCAAAGGAUUUCUCUAUAAUCAAGGGGUUGAUGAGAAAAAG